This is a messenger RNA of Cercospora beticola, 921 nucleotides long. RefSeq lists its product as uncharacterized. Gene Ontology annotation, cellular component: ubiquitin ligase complex; cytosol. Gene Ontology annotation, biological process: ubiquitin-dependent protein catabolic process; protein ubiquitination. Gene Ontology annotation, molecular function: ubiquitin protein ligase activity. Lineage: Eukaryota; Fungi; Ascomycota; Dothideomycetes; Mycosphaerellales; Mycosphaerellaceae. The record is from RefSeq and is a predicted model, not a curated record.
AUGGCGGUUCCGACGCGCGAGGAAUACAUGUCCAGGCUAGGCCAGGAGACUUGUGACAUCUGCUACGAACCGAUGGAGACGCCCACGCGCACUACCUGUCGACACUAUUACUGUCUCGAGUGUUUGACGACGUGGCUCGAAACGAACAACACAUGCCCUUCAUGCCGCACCAAGCUGUUCGACGACCCCGAUAUCGAUGAAAGCGACGAUUCAAGUGACGAGGAGGAUUCAAGCGACGAGGAAGAUUCGGAAGAUGAAGAGGAGGAGGAAGGAAUGGACAUCGAGACAGGCAACGGCCAGGCUGCACCUGCCGACGAGGAUUACUACAACGCAUUUCGCGCUAGAGCUGCUGCUGAACACCACGGUCCCCCUUUCAUGGGCGUGGAGGAUGCAGUCCGCCCCGACAGGCAAGCAGUACAAGAAGAGCUCCGCAGAAUAACUCGCACUGCCGUGUCACAUGAACCCGCCCAGCGACAACAAGAGGAGCUCGCGAGCCGGGAUAUCGAGACUGUGCGCAAUGGAUACAACUUGAUCCCGCCGCUGCGUCUGAACCCCAUCUCUGUCACUCGCUUGCUCUUGGCAUUGGUAUCGAAGCAUCAGCCGUUACCGCAAUGGUUUCCUGAGAUACCUGAUUGGGAAGUGGUAUACGUGUUCGAGUGGCUUGGUAGCGUUUCUCGCUGGUGGUUCGUUCGUAUAGAGUACAACGAUCCCCCGAGCUUUGCUACUAUGAGCACCUACAGACGAGUGUUGAAGGGAAUCGAUAAUCGGAACGAUCACCAGGAAUGGGUGGAGAGAGUGUCUGCUUUCUUCUUCUCUGUGAAUCGCAACGAUCUAUCCGAAGUAGUGGAAGAGUUGAGAGUCGAGCAAGGGCAUGCUUCGCUUCCCCCGCGACAGCAUGUGAGCUUCGGGCUACAAGUUUGA